CCAAUCGAUCUAGAAAAAUUCAUUCAACGGGUGAUAAAGGAAGUGAACUUUAUAUUGUUUGUUCCUCCCCCUCCCUUCGUGAGAAACGAUUUUGUCAAUCUCAUGGCCACCAUCGAUAGGGCGAGGUAUCAUAGGGUGUCGGAAGGGAAAAGUCUCAUCAUCAAUGUGCGGAAACAGUUUCGAGGCAUGGAAGACUGGGGCGACUUCAUUCACCCACGCGUGGUGAAAGAAGCCCGCUUACCCACGACAGGGUCUCCGACUCCCAUCUCCGUGACCCUAAGGGAUGACAAGACCCAGCGCUUCUUCGAUCAGACGGUCACCGACCUCCCUUUCUUCCUCACUCUCGAGCAGACUGAUCGUUUCCUGGCGUCUCGUCGCCACCGCUCCUUUGCACAUUUCGAUGUGAUGGAGACGGGGUACGACUUCAUUCACGGCACUCCGUGGUCUCGCCGGUUCCGCAGCACCGAGGCCGAUUGGGCGACCAACACUCUCGUUCUCAAAACGAAGUGUGGACAGACGUAUCGCGUGCCUUUCAUAGGUACCACUGCGACACCACGCCCCGAUCCUCCUCCCCCGGAGCCUUCCGUGCCCACACCACCCCCUUCUAUCGCUGUCACCUCGCCUCGGCAGCUCGCCCACUUCCUCCGACAGGACGACGUCACCUUCUUUAUGGUGAACGUGACGGAUCUCUUACACUAUGAUCCACCUUGUCCUGAAGCCGAGCUUAUCCCUCUGGAGCCAGAUCCUCCUUCUAUCUCCAUGGCUCCCAUCUCUACUUCCGUCCCUCCACCGUCCGUCGAGUCCACCCUGUCGUCGCGCGCUGACGCUGACGCUGAGGAACUCGCAUGCUAUACGGCUGACCUGGAGCCCGCAGUUCGUAACGUCAUUCGAGAGUACCACGACGUUUUCCCAUCGUCGUUCUCGUACGCCGGCAUCCCACCGAUGCGCGACGUCGAGCACUCCAUCCAGCUUGUGCCUGACUACCGUGUUCACCACCAGGCACCCUACAGACUCUCGAUCCCCGAGGCCACAAAACUCGAGCGUCAGCUUGAGGAGCUCCUGAGACAAGGUUUCAUUAAACUCAGCAACUCCCCGUGGGGUGCACCCGUCCUCUUUGCUCGCAAAGCGGAUGGAACUCUCCGUCUCUGCAUCGACUACCGCGGUCUCAACCGCUACACGGUUAAGAACAGCUACCUUAUGCCUCGUUCCGAUGAGCUGUUCAACCGCCUAGCAGGCAACCGCUUCUUUACGAAGAUUGAUCUUUGUAGUGGUUACCAUCAGAUCCGCAUCGCUGCAGCCAACCAGCCGAAGACCGCGUUCCAAUCGCGAUUCGGCCACUACGAGUUCACGGUGAUGCCAUUCGGCCUCACCAAUGCACCCGCUACCUUCCAGAGGGCGAUGAACRACAUCUUCAGGGACAUCCUGCAGCAGUACGUUCUCGUCUACCUCGACGAUAUCCUGGUCUAUAGUCGCACCCUUGAGGAGCACCUCAGACACCUCCGCGACGUCCUUGACCGCUUGCGCAGACAUGGCUUCUACGCCAAGUUGAGCAAGUGCCGCUUUGCCCAGCACAAAGUGGACUUCUUAGGACACUACGUGUCUGACCAGGGUCUCCACAUGGAUGACGCGAAGAUCACUGCUAUUGCGGAGUGGCCCGCUCCCACAUCUGCCAAGCAGCUUCGCAGCUUCCUAGGCCUGACCAGCUACUAUAGUAAUUUCAUCCGGGGAUACGCUAGGUAUUCCAACGUCCUUACCUCCACCCUCCUCCGGAAGAACCCACCCUGGGCUUGGACACCCCUCCACGAGGACGCCUUCCGCGCCCUCAAGAAGGCGGUGACAUGYGCACCGGUUCUUCACCUACCCGAUUUUGAUCGCCCUUUUAUCCUUACCGCCGAUGCGUCAGACUUUGUUGUAGGAGCAGUGCUUUCUCAGGUCUUCCCCUCCUCUCCUGAUUCCUCUCAUCCUCGUAUCCCUCGCUUCCCACCACCUACCCCUACCACUGCUUCCCGACUGACGCCUACUCGUCCAGCUACUGACGAGCCUUCUAUUGACUAUUCUCCUACCAUUGUCGAGGACGACACUGUCGAGUCUCACUCAGGUGAUUGUCCGAUAGCCUUCUACUCCCGUCAGCUCCUGCCCGCCGAGAUAAACUACACUGUUGAUGAAUGUGAGGUUCUCGCAGUAGUUUAUGCCGCUCGGCACUGGCGUCACUACCUGCACGGGGCACCAUUCACGGUGCGCACGGACAACUCUGUUGUCCAGGCUUUUCUGACAAAGCCCACGGUCACUCCUCGACAGGCCCGCUGGUGGCGCGACCUAUCUGAGUUUAGUUUCACCACUGAGCACAUCAAGGGUGAGACUAAUCGGGUCGCAGAUGCCUUAUCCCGGUGCCCUGACCACGACCAGGAGCAGAUCCAACUCUCUUCCAUCUCGGUCACCAUUGUCCACCACUCGGUGACCGACGAGUUUCGCACUCAGUACCGCCACUGCCCCGACUAUCGCGACAUCCACGCGACCCUUCGGAGGGGCAAGACCGUCCCAACCUAUUCUUUCGGGGACAACGGUCUCGUGUACUGGCACGGUUCACAGGGCACCAGAGAGCCCCGUAUUUGCGUUCCCUCCACUGGACAGCUACGUGUCCGAGUAGUAGCAGAGUUCCAUGACCAGGCAGCCGCCGGUCAUAUGGGCUUCCACAAGACGUUGGCUCGUGUGAGCCGCCUGUACGUCUGGCCGAAGCGCAAGGACUUUGUGAAGGACUACGUCGCAGAGUGUCCCACYUGUCAGGAGGUGAACAGUGCGAACCACCUGCCUUAUGGUUUGCUCCAGCCUCUUCCUAUCCCUGAGGGUCGUUGGCAGUCCAUCUCGAUGGACUUUAUCGGUCCUCUUCGUCCUCUGACCCCCCGAGGUCAUGAUGCUAUUCUGGUCGUCGUCGACCGCUUCACGAAGCGUGCACGCUUUGUUCCGUGCCGCUAUGCCAUCAGUGCACGUGAGGUCGCCGACAUCGUGUUUGAUCGAGUCGUGCGUGACCACGGCUUACCUUUGAGCAUCAUAUCUGAAUGUGACCCGCGCUUUACCAGCCGAUUCUGGCGACGGCUCCACGAGGUGUACGGCACUCGGCUCCGCUUCUCCUCGUCUUACCAUCCUCAGACUGAUGGUCAGACUGAGAUCACGAACAGGACUCUCGGAGAUAUUCUCCGAAAAGAUCGUUCGUGACGACCAGCAGUGGGAUCUCCAUCUUGCCCACGCGGAGAUAGCCUACAACCAC
This is a messenger RNA of Chara braunii, 3265 nucleotides long. NCBI's taxonomy places the organism in Eukaryota, Viridiplantae, Streptophyta, Charophyceae, Charales, Characeae. The record is from the annotation of a GenBank genome assembly.